Molecule: messenger RNA, 3619 nt
Organism: Suillus clintonianus
Lineage: Eukaryota; Fungi; Basidiomycota; Agaricomycetes; Boletales; Suillaceae
Exons: 8
Coding region: 148-3552 (1134 amino acids)
Biological process (GO): cell redox homeostasis
Cellular component (GO): cytosol; mitochondrion
Molecular function (GO): protein binding
Source: RefSeq, a predicted model, not a curated record
UAGGAUCUGAGAUUGCAACCAUGCAUGCAGUGAAAUGGUCUUCAUCAACUCUUCAUAUCCUACUUUUCACUCUUCUCUUUCCUCCUCAACGCCCUAGUCCCGUAUACAACUUGCCUCGUUGCCCAGCGAGCGCAUUCCAUCUUCAAAAUGCACUCCAUAUCCGACUUGACGACGUUCUGUCGGAAGACGACCGGUGACGUCCCUCCGAAGCUUGUGGGCGCGUCAACCACAGUUGUAGGAUCAAAGAUGUAUCUUUUCGGUGGGCGCCUGGUCACAGAGCGCCGCAUGGUGUCGGAUCUAUAUGUGUUCGAUAUGGAGACCUUCGUCUGGGAGAGGAUCACACCAUCUCCAGAGGAUGAUAUCCCUGAAGCAAGAUAUUUUCACUGCACGGAGACUUGGAACAAUCAACUGAUUAUUUUCGGUGGUAUGGGCAGCACCCCGAACUCCAAUAAUCCUGAAGAUCUUUGUGUACUCAAUGACGUCCGUUUCUUCGACUUAUCAAUAAUGCACUGGCUUCCCGCAACAGCUACUAAUAGCACCUCUGCGGAGUCUGGCGCGGAGACCGUGAUUCCAAAGCCUCGAUAUGCCCACCUAUCAUCUGUUUCAGCUGAUCGUCUUUUCAUCAUCGGUGGUCAAGACCUGUCGAAUGUUUGGCUAGAUGACAUCUAUGUGUACGAUUUAUUGGGUAGAGCUUGGGUUCAGCGCCGAAGUUUUCCCCACCAUUGUGGUACCUACCGUAGCGUAGCCGUCUCCGCAAACCAACGUGUCCGAUUACCGCAGGAAGAAGUCCACCCAACGGAUACGACCACCAUGCUAGGUCCCCCUGGAGCACGAUUCCGGCCCGACAAGUCCCCCCCUUCAGCCCAAGCCUUCACUUCGUCCGAUUCGUUCGUUCACAUGCCGUACUCAGCACCCCCAACUGACGACUUUCCGAAUGACAUCUACCUGUACAGUAACUAUAACUUCACAGAUGUCAAGCGCGAGUUCGAGGUCUUUUCGCCACUACCAGACACAGAUUUCACAAUCACAGAUCGUUCCACCGAUAUGACAGGCACGUCAUUCCCCCCAGGACUCCGUUUUCCUUCAGGUGCUAUCCUGGGCAACCACUUUAUCAUUGCUGGCACGUACCUGGCGCAUACAUACCAAUCUUAUUCUAUCUGGGCGUUAGAUAUGUUGACCAUGACUUGGUCUCGUAUUGAUCCGGGGAGCGCCGUGGCGACUGGGUCCUGGUUUCGUUCCUGUUUAUGGGCAGAGGCGAAUAAAUUCAUGAUCUUCGGUAACCGGAAUGGCAACCUCAUCGAAGACUACAACCGCCGGCUUCUCAGUUGGGAUCACGUUGCUGUGAUAGAUUUGGAGUCGUUUGGAAUCUAUCAACCUCCGCCUCUGCAGAUUGAUAUACCAAUGCAGGAGUUUGGAUUAUCUGCCCUAGAAGAGGGUAUUCUUGCUGAUUUUGAAAUCAUCUGUGACGAUGGGCGCAAAGUCAAAUGUUCAAGGAAGACUCUCGAGGAACGUUGGCCUUGGUUCAAAGACCAAAGGAACAAGUUCUUGGCGCGGGCACGACAGGCAAUAGAGAUCUUGCCAUCAUCUUCCAUGGAUGUUGGGCUUCCGGAUCUCCCUGGCACGCCAGGUUCUUCGGAAGCGCGUCCAGACCCACGUCUCACGCCACGCGCCUUCAACCUGUCCGAGCCUUAUCCAAUCACACUCGCACUAUUGCAGUAUUUUUACUCAUUGGCGCUUAUCACUCCCCUUCAACAUGCGCCUGCGGUGUUGAGCCAAUUGUUGAUCCUCUCAAGUACUUAUCAAAUCCACCACCUCGAAUCCCUUGUAAAGCAUGCAAUGCAUCGGGCUCUUUCGAAUUCAACUUCUGUCGGUGUGUACGAAGUCGCAACACUGUGUAGCUGUCGGAGCCUUCAAAUUAGGGCACUCAAGACAGUGAUGUCUUAUAGCCAGAAGAGGACUGGUCGUUCCCGCGCUGACAGUAAAACCGGAGGCGGUGGUCGUAAUCCUGACCCCAGCGACAGCGAUAACCCUGGUCGUUCGAGUGACAAUGUCCCAACAUCAAGUCGUAGCCGUGGUGGUGGUGGCGGCGGCGUUUCUGACACAAAUUUCCCUGGCUCUCUGGACCAGCAGAGCAGUACAGGCUCAACGACAAGAGGAUUCACAGCUAAUCACAAUUUUCCCACUCAUGAUGGGGCACGUCAGAUUUCGGCUGCCACCGUAACUGCGACAGAUUCUCAAAUAACACCUCCCUCACAUAAGAACACACUUUCUGAAUGUACGUUAACGCCACGAAGGAAAAGAUCCAUGGCGCACCACCACAGAACGUACAGCAUCAUUUCGGCACAUACGGAUUUUGAGAUAUGCGCCGUAGCCGACCUGCUUUCGCCUUCAGUAUCGCAUCCACGGAGCUACGCCGAAGAGCAAGAACGCGUUGGGGUCGCAAUAGAUGAUACCGAUGACUUCCUUGAUCCCAGCAACGGUAUUCAUACUGCUGGAAAGGCUCCUAUAGCUCCAUAUCUUCUUCUAGAGCACGAAGAACCACUUUCGCCUUUCUUCGGAUCGCAUUCCAUGACCCACUCAACCACUCAUUCAGAAUCUGAUUUCGACAUAUCAUCAGAUGAUUAUUCUGGCCCCCACACUCCCUCCGUCUCCUCCUUCCCUUCUUUCCACCUUCCUCGCCGCACGCGGACGCGGUCACGUGCUAGCAACAGGCACGUAAGUGCCAGCGACAGCGAUACACCCUCCUUGUCGUCUUCAACGACGUCUAUCAGCUCGAGUGGCAGUAUCUCACAAUUAUACUCAACUUCGCCUCCUGUCAGCCCUGACACCCUCAGGACUCCCAUUGAUUAUCCCGCUGUUGCUAACCAACACCUUACCAUCAUUGAGGAGCGAUCAGCGGAAAACCAAGAUAUAACUGGACGCCGCUAUUCUGACUCCGGAAGCAUCAUCUUUUCUCCCGAUUAUACACCAUCGUCGCUGCGGAAGCCAUUUGUCACGCGAACCCCUGAGGCGCGACCAAAAGGUCGCGUGUUCAAUGUAAAGAACUUGCAACUCAGUGUUCAACCCACACCCACCCACCAUUUUCCAUCCAUAUCACCUUCACCUUCUUCGUCCUUCAGCUCACCCAUGAGCAAUAACUUUUCCCCGACAAGUGCCUAUACACAGAUGACCAGCCCUCGCACCACGAAGUCCUCCACUCUGAACCGUUACAUCUCUUCGAGCUCGAGCAGUAGCAAGCCUCCGAGCGUGCUUGAAAGCGCGUGGUCGGCGUCUCCAACGGCGAGCGUCGUAACAGCAAAAACAGCUCGCAAGGAAGACAACAAAGCAGAGAAGGCGCGGAAGUCGGAGGAAAAGAAGCGACAGAAGGCGGAGGCCAAAGCUGAGGCCAAGGCUAAAGUGGAGAGAUUGGCGGAGGAACUGAAGGAGCGCCAACGACGGAAAGCUGCUACGUUCGAUAGGCAGUCAGUGCACUCCCAUCGGUCAUUUGGUCGUGUUCCACGGCGGCAUUGGGAUGCUGAUAUUGCUAUGUAUGACGGGUUGGGCGCCCUCUGAUCGCCGUCCUUUUUUGUCUUCAUUUGCUGUCUACUAUUCUUGCUUGUUCCUAGAAUUCAUCGUAUAU